CCGCUAUGUAUAGGGCUGGGAUCCAUCAAUAUUGAUGGUAAAGGGUCGGUCAUUGGGUGGCCAUCGAUAUACGAGAUCGAUAUCUAUAUCCAUGGAUCCCCAGAUCUAGAUCUAUAUAGAUCCUACCUUCAGUGAUCAGUACAGUGAUGGCUAGCCAGUUCAGGAAAAGAAGAAAACUUCCAGUUGUGGCGACUAGUAUUGUGAGAAAGAAGAGGUUCAAGAAAGUUAAGACACCCCUGGUCUAUCCUCCACUAGCUAGCCAAGCCUGUCGGGACAACUGUGAACAAAACAGUGAAGAUCAUGAUGAGUUGCAAGAUGGCAGUGAUCCAUGUGAUCUUGAUGGUGUGGGCUCAGAUGAUGACCAACCAAGUCAAGAUGGUGAUUUACCAUCUGCUCACUAUCGAAGACGUGAAAAGGCAGCAUUGGCAUGGGAUAAUCUCUUACCAUCUUUGAUCUCAUCAACUGUAGCAAUGAGUUGUAUACCCCUAGCAACUGUAUGUGAUAGGUGUAAAGUCGCGAUGGCGUCUGUGCGAUGUAAACAGUGUGGUCCAACUACAUUCUUAUGUGAUAGUUGUACGGUUAAUCACCACAGUGAUGAAGAUUUCCUUGGGAAUGCAUUUCAUACACCAGAGAAAUGGAUCAACAAUCGAUUCCAGCGGUUUAAGUACCCAUCUACAUUGAUUCUCAAAACCAUCCACGAAUGUCCUACUCAGUAUAAGAAAUAUGUUGUCUGUGUUGAUGCAACAGAUACUACCACUUCAAGUUACAAACACUUGAUGGUAUAUCUACUGAGCCAGAUGAUUUCUGAUGGGGAAAGAGGUGGCAUAGUUCAUAUCUCCUAUGAUGCAAUGUUUGGUCUUUGCCGAAAAAAAGCUGCUGGUGUAAGUAUCAGGAAUCCCCAUCACCAAGGAAGGUACUUUGUUGACCAAAAAGAAGUUGAUAAUUUCAUGAACUCUUACUCGAGCACAAAAAGAGCUUCUAAAAAGGGCUGUAAUGAUUUCCUUGCUGGGAGUAUUGUAAGAUCUCGACAGAGAUACGCAGCACUUGAUGAGACAGCAGUUGCUGGACUUGCAUGUAGACAUGAAUUCCCUCUGAAAUUUCUGAAUUUCAAGUUUGGAGAAAGAAUUGGCUACGCUGUGUACCUACUGGAUAAGCUUUUGGAACUCUAUUCCUGUGGUGACAUUUCCAUUUUGUUCCUUUAUGACAUUGGGUGUCUGUUGAAGCAUCAUCUUGAGGGAAAGAAGAACCCCCUUGUAGACCGAUUUAAAUUUGCAGUUCCUGUAUUCCAUUCUUAUGGGCAUGUAACACAGUGCCAGCUGGAAUUCAGCCCUCGUUUUCAAGAAGGUUUUGGACUAACUGAUGGUGAGGUUCUUGAGCGUUUAUGGAGCUAUAUGAGACGAUUUUCUAUAAUGACAAAAGAGAUGAGACCAUCCCACAGGAUAGAUGUUCUGAAUGAUGCUCUUGGUCAUUUUGCGUACCAGUCUUCAAUGAACCUAGGUGAUAUACUGGUUGAAAGAAUGAAAAAAGCUGUUAACUUAGCGCAGGGUACCUCAAGCGAUCUGGAAGCACUCAGGACUGAUUCUAGUGGCGACCCUGUAUUCACUUCGAAUGACAUUAAGCGUUGGUACGCUGAAGACAAAUCUAAAGGGUGCACAACUAGUGAAAACAUGCAAGUACACGUAGAAAACGUAUGGCAAGAAUCUUACGUUGAGCAUCUCCAGUCCUUCUGGGCAAUUCAGUGUGAUUUGCAAUCUUGUACUGAUGUGACUGCACUGUCACUAUUGUCACGAAAGUUGAUCAGAUUGAACCAUCAACUACAACACAUUGAAAAGGAAAAUCGUGUUUUAGAGAGAUGGAAAGCUGGUGAUAAAGUGUACAACGAAUUCCUUCAAAGCCGAAGCGUGAAACAAUGUUUAGUUCUCUUUGGUGAUAUCCAGUCCAUUGCUCGGCAACGAUGGUAUAUGCUGCUAGUUAAAGCCAAAUUCUCUGCUGGACAUAGCAUGACCCAUAAAAUAUCAGCAAAUAUCACUAACAUCACAAAACAACUAAAGAAGACGAUUACUGCGUACAAUAAAACAGCCUCUUCCUGUGAUUUAGAACAGGAAUCAUUGCCAUGCGAAAUCACUUGGGAGAUGGUAAAUAACAUUCAUUCACACCUUUGGGUUUCUUCAAGUUCAAGUGAUAUUGACAUCCCUGCUAAUGUUAGACGUGAUGCCAUGAGCAAGUAUUUUCUUCAGCAGCGAGCCAGAGAGGAAAUAGAUUUAAUAAAACUUGAAAUGAAACGUUUCAUUUCUAUGCUGCAUAAUCGGAUUGAUACACUCACUACUUCUCUACCAUUGACACCAUCAUAUGAGCAAACUGUUGAAGAAAUGGGGAAAAGUGGAAUGAUCAAUUCCCGCAUUCGUGAGCUUUGUGUUAAAGUACUCACACUCCAAAAAACUUUCGCACUGUAUUACGUAGACGUUAAUGAACUACCUAAUGAAGGCCACACUUGUGAUCUCUAUUCACCGGAUUUCUGAUGAAGAACAACAAACUGAUAUUGAUUAUUGGCACAGUGUUGCUGAAGAGCACUUCGAACGAACUGAGAGGUUACGAAAGCUUGAGGCUGAGGAACAGGAGUCAUGCGAUGAAUCAGUAGAUAGUGAUGACAUGAAUGUGUGAUUUUGAAUUUCUGUGUACAUUUGUUGAUAUCAUUGAUAAUAAUUAAUUUUUAAUUAUGUUAUGUGACAA
Molecule: messenger RNA, 2730 nt
Organism: Halichondria panicea
Lineage: Eukaryota; Metazoa; Porifera; Demospongiae; Suberitida; Halichondriidae
Exons: 14
Coding region: 147-2519 (790 amino acids)
Source: RefSeq, a predicted model, not a curated record